AUUUUAUUAUUCUUCAAAUUAUUGUAGCUAAUUUGAAUUUUGGCGGUUCCUCGGCUCAACGUCACAUCCGUAAAACUUUGUAAAGAACAUGCCGGCUAGGUGGUGGCAGCACAGUAUCACGCAGUGUGACGUUCGAAAUGAUUUCUGCCAGCGUUUGAAUUUCACUUGAGGAAUCUCAUAGACGCUUAUCUAUUUAACUAAAACUCCUAUGCAUUCACAAUGCAUAAUAUUGUACCAUAAGUUUUUAAUAUCGGUAGAGUGCAUGAUUCGAGUCGAUGUGUUUGAAAUAAGUCGGACUAGUGAUCACUUUAAUCUAUUGUAACUCACGCUCGGUUGACCCUGUUUUUAUACUUUCACCAACCUAUUUUCAUACAUUCAUAGCAAAUGGGGAGCAGCAGUCAGUUGUAUAGUCUCUCGUGGGGAGAAUUUAGCUCAUCUUUGGCUUCUGCUGUACAGUUACUUAGAGGACAUGGAGAUUUAGUGGAUGUAACAUUAGCAGCAGGAGGGCGUAGCUUUCCUGCACACAAGAUCGUGCUCUCGGCGGCAAGUCCCUUUUUGCUGGAUUUACUGAAGAGUACACCUUGCCAACAUCCAGUAGUUAUGCUAGCAGGUAUCGGAGCAGAUGAUUUAGAAUCAUUAUUGGAGUUUGUUUAUCGAGGUGAAGUCAGCGUUGAACCAUCUCAAUUACCAUCUCUUCUUCAAGCUGCUCAUUGUUUGUGUAUUCAUGGUUUAACACCUCCAACAAUAUUAACAGAAAGCGGCGAAGAAGUACCCCCAUCUGCAAUACCUGCGGCUAAUGAAGGUUUAUCAAGAGAAACUCUUAGUUCUUACUUCCCUUUAAAGAGAAGGAAAAAGAGAAGAAAGUCCUCCUCAUCUUCAGGAAAAUGGGCACGCGGAAACAUGACUAAUGACAGUGAAAACAGGCAUUUAAAUACACACGCAGAUGAUCAUGGAACAACAGAUUAUGAUCCAAAGGAUAUCGAUGCUCAUCAUGGAGAUGACACAGGAGAUGGACAAUCCAAAACACGGAACAUGUCGGAUCAACCGAUAUCUUGUCCAUUAUGUGGUGCGAUGUUACGUCAAUCGAGGAACUUGAGAAGACAUUUGGAACUUCUUCACUUUGGACUUGGGAAUGGUAGCAAAGCUGGCCUACACGUGAGACAUCGAAGGAACGACAGAGGUGGAAAUUAUUUUAGACCAUCAUUGCCAUGCAUUCGUACACCACACGCACCAAGAACGGAUUCUCAUCAUCCAAGAGCUAAUGAACACUCGGACUUCCCAACGAUGACACCAUUAUCAGUACCUUCUACGGUGAGCUCCGGCAAUCUCAUGGGACCGGGUUCAAGUGUAUUAGGAUCGGCUGAACAAAAUGCACAUUCCUUAUCUACGGUUUCGGCUACUUCCUGCGGUGUUUCCAUGGGACCAGCCAACAAUGGGAUUUAUACGUCAGAUACUAGUGCCAGUAUGCUGGGCUGUUUACUACCGUCUUUGCCUUCACUGCCCUCUCUUUCAUCUCCUCAUGAUGUUUUCCGACAUGGUGAAAUGUUACGAGCAUAUCAUGAUCCUACGAGACAACAUGCUAGACAUUUGCAACGCACCGACGUUACCUAAUUUUUAGGUUUUAGCGUUAAGGGACACACUUGCGUUUUAACCUAUAUAUAAUUUUAUUACUUUUUCGAGCAUUAUUUUAUUAUCGAUUUAACUUUAUUUGAUAUAUCAUAUUCUUCUCUCUUUUCUUUUUUUAAUUUUUUUAAUUUUUUUAAUUUUUAUUGACGCAAUUAAUUAAUAAUCUUUUCCUCUCUCUCUUUCUUUCUCUCUCUCUCUCUCUCUCUCUCUCUCUAUCUUUUUUGCAAAACUAGGUGGGAAAAGUGCUUUUUUUAUAUUUAUCGUAAUAUUUGCAAAUUUAGUUGAUAUUUUUUCUUUUUCUAUUACUUUCGGUUUUUUUUUUUUUAUUUCUUUUUUAUUUUUUUUUACAAGAUCUAAGAAUUAAUUAAUUGAUUAAUUAAUUAUGCUUCUCUCGUAAUUGUGUAUCUCGUAAAAGAGGCAAUUUUUUUUUCUUUUUUUUUUCUUUUUUAUUUCUUUUUUUUUUUUCAAUCUUUUUCUUUGAUUUUCUUUUUAAUGGGAUAUAGGAUAUAACUAUUUACUCUGUGCAGAUUUGUCGUACGAUAGAAAAAAUUAGAUUUAUGAUUUUAUUCAUUAUACAUAUAUAUAUAUAAACAAUUAUAUUUGAUAUAUUACAUAUAUAUAUAUAUUUAUAUAUAUAUACAUAUAUACAUAUAUAUAUAUAUAUUAUAUAUAUAUAUAUAUGUAUGUACAAGGGAGCCUGAUAGUUGGAAUCUACGGCUAUAUCGUUUCUUUUAUACACGUUGUACAUAAAUAUUGUACAAAGUGAUACAAAAAAAAAAACAAACAGCGAGGUAAAACACAACAUGGAUCAUAAUGUUACCAUUUUAUUAUAUAAACGUACAUACACAAGCAGUCAAGUAAAAUAGAAUGCUUCGAAAAACGAUAUAUAUAUAUAUAUAUAUCGUAUAUAUACAUAUAUAUAUACAUAUAUAUAUAUAUGUACAUAUAUAUAUAUAUAUAU
Molecule: messenger RNA, 2587 nt
Organism: Vespa crabro (European hornet)
Lineage: Eukaryota; Metazoa; Arthropoda; Insecta; Hymenoptera; Vespidae
Exons: 6
Coding region: 385-1611 (408 amino acids)
Biological process (GO): regulation of transcription by RNA polymerase II
Cellular component (GO): nucleus
Molecular function (GO): protein binding
Source: RefSeq, a predicted model, not a curated record